AUGGCCAACCCCACGGCAAGUGAGGACCUCUACUCCUCACUUCGCUCCUCCCUCAUGGAACGCGCGCGCGACAAAGAGUCCACCAUCAGUAACCGAGCCAUUGUCGCGCUCUCAAAACUCGCUGGCUCCGAGGAUGUGAUCAAACUCGAAGAGGGCGAGCAGACCAUCAUGGACAUGCUCAUUGACUGCCUCACCUACGAUGCUGCUCCCGACGUGCGUCGCUCAGCGCUGCUCACCUUCCCCUUACCGCUCACCUUCCCCUUAACCCCCGCGACACUCCCGCCGAUCUUGGCCCGCACGCGCGACACAGACCCCGUCGUCCGCAAGCUCGUCUAA
Molecule: messenger RNA, 336 nt
Organism: Fomitopsis serialis
Lineage: Eukaryota; Fungi; Basidiomycota; Agaricomycetes; Polyporales; Fomitopsidaceae
Exons: 2
Coding region: 1-336 (111 amino acids)
Biological process (GO): mitotic chromosome condensation
Cellular component (GO): condensed chromosome; condensin complex
Source: RefSeq, a predicted model, not a curated record